UGCGCAACACUGCCGCCCAUCCUUUUGCUGAUAGGGACUAGCUCCGCGUUUACAUUGCAAUGGAGAUAUAUGUAGUUUUAUUUUAGUCAUGUAAACGAAUAGAUUACUUUAAAAUUGUAAAAAGUAUAUAUUUAACUUAUUGAGAGUGAUAAAGAGGACACAAGGAUCCACUAUAGAGCAUAAGAAGUAUUUUCUAAGAUGGGGCCUUGCACCUUGCCAUGCUCUCGAGAAACCCGGAGUCGCUGACUGCACUGAUUAUUCACCAAAUUAUUGUUAUUUAGGAUAAAUAUCUUUCAUAAAUUGUGGAACGUGAUAAUUCCACAAUAUAUCUUAGAAUAGAAACUAGAAAGUUAUAGGGGCUAUCAUAAAGCCACAUGCAGGAUACUGGACUCGAAAAAUUAAAGCAUUGUGCCUAUUAGGGAAGUGAGCCGUUUUAUGUUGUUGAGUCUGUACCUUGGGGGUUUGACCAGAUAUCUCAUCAUUUACACUACCAAGAUAACCAGAUUUCGGAUGAUAUCUUUUAAUCUUGACAAUGCCUCCAAUUGACCCACACCAGUUGCUGAAGGCUCUUAGUUCCCUUCUGACUCAAAGUGGGGCAAUAAAGGGUCCUACAGAGUCCACUCGAAUAUGCAGUCUAAUGCGAGAUGUUACAAAGCUAGCCAGUAAAUGCGUGUACAUCAAUAUCCUGAGGGCCACAGAUACUCUAGAUGUCUUGGAGAAGUUUAUAGAAGUUGGAGGAUGGGAUAUCCUCAAUGUGUGGUUGGAGGACAGUAAAAACACUGAGAACACGCCCAUCCUGGUAGAGCUUCUCAAAGUAUACCAUCAACUCCCCAUCACUGUUGACCUCCUCAAGAAAAAUGGUGCUGCCAAGACCAUCAAACAGUUCCGCAAGUCAGAGGACGAAAUGUUGAAGACUUUGUCAUCAGAUAUUGUUGAGAAAUGGAUGAACAAAAUUCGAGAAAACAGUAAUAAGGACGCUGGGGAAGCUAAUGAUAAAGAUAAAAUGAGGAAAAAAAAGAAGAGUGAUAAAAAAGAGAAAGACAGUGAAAAGGAGAAAGAUAAGGAGAAAGAUAAGCAUAAACAUGUGUCAUCAUCAUCCUCAUCAUCCUCAUCCUCAUCAUCAUCAACUCAGCACCAUCAUCACCACCACCGUAGUAAGGAGGAGAAGAAUGAGUCUAGUAAAAACAAAGACGAUAAAUCAGACUCUGUCAGCGUAGACAAUCUUAGUACAAACACUGCCACUGGCACUGUCACGCCAGGAAAUGGACUCAAAAUACACAUCAAACUAGAGCGCAAUGACAAAAAACCACCAGAGCCAAAGCGACCUUCCACUGUGAAACGACCUCCUGUCAAACCUCGUUCUAGUGGUGUGAUAGAGGACAGUGGACCUAUGCCACUACUGAAGAAGAAAAUGCCCUCUCAGACUGGACCAGAAAACCGGCCUGUAAUCAAAAGGCCAGGUUCUGACCAAAAGAUAAAAGAGGAACCACCGUGGAAGAAAUCUCGCCUCCAUGUUACAACUUCCUUGCCUUCCAGCUCUCCAACGGAAAAAUCACCAACGAUAGUGUCACCAGGAGACAUACAUAAUCAGAUUAAAUUCCCUUUCCAGAAACCAGUCAAGUCUGCGAUGCAUGAAGACAAUAGUUUUAUAAAUGACAUCAUAAGACCGGUAGGGAGGAUGAAGAGAAAACCUCGCCCUGGGGUCAACGGAACCACACCCACUAAACUCACCACUCCAACCACACCCACCACGCCCCCAUCACCUGUAUCGCCUACCACUGCCCUCAAGUCUAGUCUACCUUCAGUACCCUCUUUUUACAAGGAAACAUUGGAAACCAGUGAAACUAAUGGAACUAGUCCAACGCAGGAUAGAAGCCCAUCUCCUACAGAGAAGAUGGAUACCUCAGAAGCCAAAGAAGUCACAGACGAUAAUAUGGAGACCGACAACAAAGAAUCCAAUGUUGAAAAAGAGGCUGAAAAUAGUGAGAAUGCAGAGAAACCUGUUAUAGAUGACUUUGGUGAGAGUUUACUAUCAACUGAGACCACAACCAAGAAGAAGAAGAAGAGGCUGACUGUUUCGUGGGCAGAAGAAGGCAAACUUCACCAGUAUCAUUAUUUUGAAAUGGACGAAACGGAAAGAGAAAAUGUUAACAGACCCAAAGAGAAUUUUGAUGAGGCGAAGAAGCAUGAAAUGAUGAUGGACAGAAAGGUUGCAGAGUCGGCUAAAAGAUACACAAAGGACAAUAUGCAGGAAGCUAUUCCUUGGAGAUUCCCUUUCUUAAUAUCUGGUCUGCCCCCACCUCCGUCAGAGCGAGGUUGCCAGAGUCUGGAGAAGGAUGUACAGAAAGAGAGGGAAGGUGUGGUCUUACAGGCACUCUUCUUCAACAAGGAGAUGCUACCUGAUGGACCAAGUGAACCAGACUUGGAGUCCGUGGAACCCUCUGAUCCAAAGUUCAUUCCACUGGAAGAUGAGACAUCCGGAGGUGAUGAGUUCAUGUAUAGCUAUGACAAUCCCGGCCACAAGUCGGUCCCAGAGGUUCAGGUGGCUCCUUUCCAGCUGCCCCCAGAUGUGGCAAACAUGCUGGCCAACUUCCACCAACAGGCGGCCCAUGCACAGACACCAAUGGAUCCCAACAAUCCCGUGUUAGCAAAUGUCCAGAACCUUCUGACCUCCAUAUCGGGUGAAACAAAAGAUCCUAGUAAGGCUGAAGCAGCUUUGGAGCAGUUAAAGAGUGUUCUCAACAACCCAGGUGUGAUGCCAGAGAACACGGGUAUGGGGAUGCCUGGAGGGAUGAGUGGAAUGCCACCACGUCUAGGUCUACUGGGAAACGCCCCACCAGGCUUCCCUAUGGGGAUGGGAGGACCUCCAGGAGCUCCCAGAUUUCCACCCCCAGGACCAGGUAUGGGUGGACCAGGCAUGGGUGGGCCACCUUUAGGCCCAGGGGAUCGUGAUGAGUGGGGCGAGAACAUGAUUGGGGGCCCCCGUCCUGGCAUGAGGGGGCGAGGCCGGCCGGGCAUUCCAAUGAGAGGUGGCAGGAUGCCUGGACCACCUGGGGGACCAGAUUUUGGGCCAAUGGGACCAGAAUUUUGUGGACCAGAUAUACCACCUCCAGGAUAUAUGGGACCAAGAGGGGGCCCUAGAGGAAGGGGCAUGAGAGGAGGCCGAAUGAGAGGAGGUCGACCAGAUGUGCCCGUCUGUCGCCACUAUGCUGCCGGAGGUUGUAGAAGGGGAGCUACAUGUAUGUUCUUGCAUCCUGGCCCUCCUGUAUAGCAGCAGGGGAACUUAGUGUGUACAUAGGCUAUUUUCCAAUUAUUAAAUGAGUGCCUGCCAGGAGAUGUGAUAUGUGUGGAGACACCUGUCAGGAUAACAUGUGAUAUCAGUAAACAUGGACAGAAUGCCUGCUUGGAGCUAAAUGUGAUACAUGUAUGAGAAGAGAUAGAGUGCCUGCCAGAAAUCAAAUAUAUAUAUGUCAUGAAGCCAGGUUGUAGCAUGCAGACAAUAACAGUGUGAUCUCUACCUGUGACAAAUUCAUCAGUCAUUUGAUGUUAGACUGGCAGUGAUUAGUACAUAGUAUGCAAAUCCUGUGACUGUUGAAAUGACAGCGCUAAAAUAUGUAAUAUAAAUGCUGGGACUGUAUGGACUACUGACUAAUUGGUGCAUAGACUUGGAGGAACCUGAAAAGCCUGUCCCAGUAAAUGGUGGCUCAAUGUUUGCUAUCUAUGUUGUGGAUACAACUUUACCUGAAAAUUUGAAUUCACCAGCAGACACCUCUUAGGUCUGAGCCUCUGCAUGUGUUCAGGGUCACGCAAAGGAAGAUCAAAAUGAUCUUGAGGCAGUAGUGAAAUCAUCAAGAGAAACGUUUUAUUGUAUUCAUGUACAAGCCAAACAAUAUUGAAACAAUAUAAGUUCAUGUAUAAAUGGAUAUCUCAGGAAUGUAUAAAGAAAUGAUUUAUUGAAAUAGCCAAUGUUUUAAUGCUAUAAUCAUAGAAGAACAAAUAAAUAGUAUGUUACCAGUAUGUGAUAGAAGCUCAUGUAAAAACAUAGAAUGUACAGUUAGUGAAAGUCAUACAUCAAGCUUCCUGUUGAAUUAUUUGUCAGUCUGUGUCACUAUUGUACAGUAUAGCUAAUACUGGACAUCAAGCUUCCUGUUGAAUUAUUUGUCAGUCUAUGUCAGCUUAUUUGUACAGUAUAGCUAAUACUGGACAUCAACCUCCCGGAAAAUAAUGUGUCAGUCUUUGUCAGCUUAUUUGUACAGAAUAGCUAAUACUGGACAUCAAACUUCCUUUAAAAUUAUUUGUCAGUCUGUGUCAGCUUAUUUUUACAGUUUAGCUAAUACUGGACAUCAAACUUCCUAUAAAAUUAUUCGUCAGUCUGUGUCAGCUUAUUGUACAGGAUAGCUAAUACUGGACAUCAAACUUACUG
Messenger RNA from Mizuhopecten yessoensis (Yesso scallop), 4423 nucleotides. Its product is annotated as serine/threonine-protein phosphatase 1 regulatory subunit 10-like. Lineage: Eukaryota; Metazoa; Mollusca; Bivalvia; Pectinida; Pectinidae. The coding region runs from base 533 to 3271 and encodes 912 amino acids. The transcript has 21 exons. Gene Ontology annotation, molecular function: metal ion binding. Gene Ontology annotation, cellular component: nucleus. The record is from RefSeq and is a predicted model, not a curated record.